CCUUCUUCAAUCGCAACAAACACAGUGCUCUCAAAACCAAAAAACAAUAGCGGAAGAAUAUAAGUAAGCAUUUCCAACCGUUCGAUCAAUCUCAAAAAAAUGGCAGUGUGUGUAGCAAAGGAGAGGAAGAUAUUGGUGGCCGUAGAUGAAGGACAAGAGAGCAUGUAUGCUCUCUCAUGGUGUCUCAACAACAUCCUCGUCUCUCAUAAUUCCAAAGAUACCCUCAUCCUUCUCUAUGCCAAACCACCUCGCCCCGUCUACACGGGCAUCGACGGAACAGGGUACAUGUUCUCGCCCGAUAUAAUGGCGACCAUGGACAGGUACACCAAUGAGUUGGCUGAGUCUGUGAUGGAGAAAGCCAAGAGGCUUUGCAAGGAGGUUCACCAUCUUGAUGUUAAGGUGGAGACGAGAGUGGAGUGUGGAGAUCCAAGAGAUGUGAUUUGUCAGGUCGCGGAGAAAUUGGGCGUUGAUAUGGUGGUAUUGGGAAGCCAUGGCUAUGGUCUCAUCAAGAGGGCUUUUCUAGGGAGUGUGAGCAAUCAUUGUGCACAGAAGGCAAACUGCCCUGUUCUAAUUGUGAAAAGGCCCAAAUCAAUUGCUCACGACAAAUAAAAACAAUGACUUCAAUUCUUACUUUUAUCAAUUUUUUUUUAUAUUUCUAUUUUGGUUGAGUUUGUUUUGCUUUGUUGUGAAAAAUUUCAAGAAUAUUUUACAUUUCUUUUUCUUGAAUGCUCUUUUUUUGCCCUUUUGUGUGUCUUCAAUAUUGGCGCUUAGAGCUUGUAUUUAUUGUAAAAAGUAAUUUAUGUGAACAUGUUUGGUUUAGGAUAAUUUUCCAAUAA
Molecule: messenger RNA, 836 nt
Organism: Camellia sinensis
Lineage: Eukaryota; Viridiplantae; Streptophyta; Magnoliopsida; Ericales; Theaceae
Source: RefSeq, a predicted model, not a curated record